AAAUAUCUGUAUAAACGUUUAGAGACGAAUGAACUCUCAGAGUUUAAAGUCUCUCUAAUUCAAUACCUUCCUUCCUGUAUAAACGUCACUUUACAUGUUGUGUUUAUCAAUUUACGUUGAUAUAAACGGCUUGAGAGAAUUGCGCUGAUUAUUGUACAAAUUUAAGUUUGUGGGUGCAAUAAAUUGGCUUCAACAUGGCACAAAGUAAAACGGACUUGAUGGCUGUUUUGGCCGUACUAAAAAAGUAUAAUUUGAAGGGAACGGAAGAUUUGUUGAAGAAGGAAGCAAGCUUGUCGGAUCUUCCGGACAACGCGGCAGGGGAAGCCGAUGUCAAUAGCGUUCUCGCCGCUUACAAAAGUGAAGGUGAUCCGGAUAUUUAUGAAAAUUCCUACAUGGAACUCCGGAGGUUUGUGGACGAAGCAUUGGAUAUUUACAAACAUGAGUUGGCUCUUAUCCUCUAUCCGGUACUGGUGCAUAUGUAUAUCGAGCUCGUUUACAACAACCAUGAAGAGCAAGCGAAGAAGCUUAUAUCGAAAUUCGGACCGGAACAGGAAUACUACUACCAAGACGAGUUGACCAAGUUGGCGAUGGUAACGAAAAGAGACCAAAUGAGUGGGAAUGAUCUAACAGACACGUUCAAAUCGAACGCAUUCACAAUUCGCAUUUCGCGAGACACGCUCUCCCUGCUGAAGCGGCAUCUACACGAGAAGAAAGCGUCUGUAAUUCUGAAUAUCGUAAACGAGCAUUUGUUCUUCGACUUGUACGAAGGGGUUGCGCGUAACAAGGCACAGUGUGAUGCCACUUCCGGUGCAAUGAUUGGUGAGGCUAAACGAUUGGAUAAUAAGGUAAAGGUGUAUUACGGUUUGCUGAAGGAGCCGGAUGUGCAAACGUUGGUUCAAGCUCCGCCGGAGGAAGACGAUGACAUGGAUCCGGAUGCGCCCGAUAAGCCUAAGAAAAAGAAACCCAAGAAAGAUCCGUUGUUUUCGAAAAAAUCCAAAUCGGAUCCAAACGCGCCCGCGUUGGACAGAAUCCCCCUGCCGAAGUUGAAAGAUGUGGAUAAGAUGGAGAAAAUAAAGGCACUGAGGGAGGCCUCUAAGCGAGUAAAUUUGGGGCCAGACUGUUUGCCCUCGGUUUGUAUGUAUACGUUAUUGAACGCGAAUUAUACUGUCACUUGCGCCGAAAUUUGCGAGGACUCGAGUUUGAUUGCGAUUGGAUUUUCGGAUUCGUCCAUAAAAGUUUGGUCUCUGUCGCCGAUUAAACUAAGAGAAAUGAAGGCUGCUGAUCAGCUGAAGGAAAUCGAUCGUGAUGCUGACGAUGUGUUGAUUCGUAUGUUGGACGAUCGCAAAGCUGAGACAAGUCGUGUGCUCCAUGGUCACAGCGGUCCAGUUUAUCGAAGCGCAUUCUCUCCAGACAGAACAUUGCUCUUAUCCUGUUCAGAAGACUGCACCAUUCGGCUUUGGUCCCUUCACACGUGGACAUGCGUUGUGGUUUAUAAAGGCCACCAGUUCGCUGUUUGGGACGUGAGAUUCUCUCCUCAUGGACAUUAUUUCGUGAGUUGUUCGCAUGAUAAAACUGCCCGACUCUGGGCAACGGAUUCCCAUCAACCUCUGCGGAUAUUCGCGGGUCAUUUGUCAGAUGUUGAUGUUUGCAUUUUCCAUCCAAAUUCAAAUUACAUAGCGACAGGGUCCAGCGAUCGAACUGUUCGUUUGUGGGACGUUUGCGUAGGCAAUCACUUGAGACUGAUGACGGGACACAAGGCACCUAUCUAUUCGCUGGCGUUCUCUAUCUGCGGUCGAUAUCUUGCGUCGGGUUCUGCCGAUUGCCGCAUUCUUGUGUGGGAUUUGGCUCAUGGCCAUCUGAUUGCGGCACUCUGUGGUCACUCUGCGUCAAUCCAUUCGCUCUGUUUCAGCCGAGAUGGAACUGCGUUAGCUACCGGGGGUUUGGACUGCUGCCUUAAACUGUGGGACUUUUCCAAACUGUGCGAGGAUAUCAGCGGGGAGAACGUGAACGUCUCGCACAACCCGGAUGUUCGCGAUGGUGAGCCCUAUCUGAUGCGUUCGUUUCCGACGAAACAGACGCCCUUCAUGACGCUACAUUUCACAAGAAGGAAUCUGCUGCUUGGCGUUGGAAUAUUCGAAGGGUCGGCAUAAAAUUGAUCAAUAUAUUUUAAAGAUACAGAUUACCGUAGAUACUAAGGUUCUUUUAUGUAUGUUUUUCGAUGCCUAUAAAGGUUAAAUUGAAUAAUAAAACAUAAAUUGGUCCAACCUAAGACGGGAAGAGGCAAAGA
This is a messenger RNA of Toxorhynchites rutilus septentrionalis, 2287 nucleotides long. It is a transcript of the gene Taf5, whose product is annotated as transcription initiation factor TFIID subunit 5. Gene Ontology annotation, cellular component: transcription factor TFIID complex. Gene Ontology annotation, biological process: transcription initiation at RNA polymerase II promoter. Gene Ontology annotation, molecular function: RNA polymerase II general transcription initiation factor activity; protein binding. Lineage: Eukaryota; Metazoa; Arthropoda; Insecta; Diptera; Culicidae. The transcript has 4 exons. The record is from RefSeq and is a predicted model, not a curated record. The coding region runs from base 195 to 2150 and encodes 651 amino acids.